AUGGAGCUUGUACUUACCGGGCUAAUUGGCGAUGCCUGUCUGGUCUACUUGGAUGACAUCAUCAUCGUGGGCCGUACGUUUGAGGAACACCUUCAAAACCUGGUACGCGUGCUCAUGAAGAUUCAGAGUGCCAACCUCAAAUUGAGUCCGAAGAAAUGUUCACUAUUCAAACGGCAAGUCAACUUUUUGGGGUAUGUAGUGUCGGAAGAUGGUAUCCGCACGGAUCCGGAGAAAAUCGCCGCUGUCAAGGAUUGGCCGGUUCCAAAAGACAAGACGCAGUUUAGAGCAUUUUUGGGUUUGUGCUUCUAUUAUCGGCGAUUUGUGAAGAACUUUGCAGAUAUAGCCAAACCUCUGCACAAGCUAACCGAGGAGAUGCAACAUUUCUGUUGUGAUGAAAGUUGUAAUAUCGCAUUCCUGGAGCUCAAGGACCGUCUGUGCUAA
This is a messenger RNA of Parnassius apollo (apollo), 441 nucleotides long. Lineage: Eukaryota; Metazoa; Arthropoda; Insecta; Lepidoptera; Papilionidae. The record is from the annotation of a GenBank genome assembly.